AUGAGGCCUGAGAACCAGAGCAGCGUGUCCCAGUUCCUCCUCCUGGGGCUCCCCAUCCCGCCAGGGCAGCAGGGCGUGUUCUUCACCCUGUUCCUGGGCAUGUACCUGACCACGGUGCUGGGCAACCUGCUCAUCAUCCUGCUCAUCAGGCUGGACUCUCGCCUGCACACGCCCAUGUACUUCUUCCUCAGCCACUUGGCCUUCACUGACAUCUCCUUUUCAUCAGUCACAGCUCCAAAGAUGCUCAUGAAUAUGUAUACUCAGGAUCAAUCCAUCUCCUAUGCUGGAUGCAUUUCCCAGGUGUACUUCUUCUUUUUGGGGGGAUUUCUUCUGGCUGUGAUGGCAUAUGACAGGUACAUGGCCAUCUGUCACCCUCUGCACUACACCACCAUCAUGAGGGAGGGGCUGUGUGUGCUGCUGGUGGCUGGCUCCUGGAUUCUCUCCUGUGGCAGUGCCCUGUUACACACCUUCCUAUUGGCCCAACUGUCCUUCUGUGCAGACCAUACCAUCACCCACUUCUUCUGUGACCUCGCUGCACUUCUGAAACUGAGCUGUCCAGACACCUCCCUGAAUAAGCUGGUCAUAUUCACUGAGGGUGGAAUGCUUUUCUUUGUGCCUUUUGGUAUUAUUGUGGGCUCAUAUAUCCAUAUAGGGACCAUCAUCCUGAGGGUGCCCUCCACUAAGAGACUCUUUAAAGCCUUUUCUACCUGUGGCUCCCAUCUCUCUGUGGUGUCUUUAUACUACGGGACAGUGGCAGGUGUUUAUGUUAGUUCCUGA
Molecule: messenger RNA, 777 nt
Organism: Myotis brandtii (Brandt's bat)
Lineage: Eukaryota; Metazoa; Chordata; Mammalia; Chiroptera; Vespertilionidae
Product: olfactory receptor 1J4-like
Biological process (GO): G protein-coupled receptor signaling pathway
Cellular component (GO): membrane
Molecular function (GO): G protein-coupled receptor activity; olfactory receptor activity
Source: RefSeq, a predicted model, not a curated record